This is a messenger RNA of Ooceraea biroi (clonal raider ant), 2559 nucleotides long. Its product is annotated as ubiquinone biosynthesis O-methyltransferase, mitochondrial. Gene Ontology annotation, molecular function: polyprenyldihydroxybenzoate methyltransferase activity; 3-demethylubiquinol 3-O-methyltransferase activity. Gene Ontology annotation, biological process: ubiquinone biosynthetic process. The record is from RefSeq and is a predicted model, not a curated record. NCBI's taxonomy places the organism in Eukaryota, Metazoa, Arthropoda, Insecta, Hymenoptera, Formicidae. Gene Ontology annotation, cellular component: mitochondrion.
AGAAGAUUGUGUAAUUCUUAUCAGCGUCUUUAUUUUUUAAUAAUCCUCCAUUAUUCUAAACCUCCAAUCACAUUUCCAUAUUUAAUACUCUUUGUUUCAUGAUACUUUGCUUGAUAACGCAAUUGCAGCAUCGUAAAAAUUAUAUAUUUUAGUAACAUUAUUAAACCACCAUAGACACAUAGAACAUAGAAUAGACGGAGCCUAUCCCCUCCUAAGGAAAAUGUGUCCCUCGGCAAUUGAAUAAUGAGACUGCGAUAGAAACAGCGAAUGUAUGGACAGUCUAUCUCUCUUCGUGCACGCGCAGUUUCAGAAAAUAUGGAAAUAAGAAACUAGCUGAAGUAAACAAGUCAUUUAUUAUUUGGCAAAAUGCAUAUAUGCAAAUAUGCUGAAAGAUAAGUUAGAAAUAAAAAAGAUAAAUAAAAUUAAUUUUAUAAGGGAUGAACAAUACAUUCAUGAUAUCUGAUCAGAAUUUCCAGAUAACGUUAAUCUUUUUUUGCAACAAAUUCUCGUAGUUUGCAAAAAAGUAAUUUUUUACAUAUUAAAUCGCAAUUCAAAAACUUGACGUGCUAGUGAAAUUUGGUUUGCGGCAUUGUGUUCAACAUCCAAAAAUCUAAAAAACACUUCGUCUGGUUUAAAAUAAAAUUUUUGGCUGUAAACUAGUGCCUUUAGAAAGACAAAACAUGCGUUUUUUGUCCCGAGAAACGCAGACAUUCGUUGGAUCGAUUGCAAGCAAAUGUGAAAAAACCGUGAAUAUAUAUUGCCUUAAAUACCUGUUAAUAUCACAAUUAUGCUUAGAUUAUGUUUCUUAGAAUUAUAUUUCUCCAAGUAUCAUUCAAAAUUAAUGUACUUGAUAAUUUUGUUUUAAAUAUAGCGCGCGCGCGCGCGCGCGCGUGUGUGUGUGUGUGUGUGUGUGUAUUCACUGUACUUCAAAAAUAAGGUUUUAUUAUUUUUAUUCAACAUUUAAUAAAAAGAACAAAAAAAAACUACCAAAAUCGUUCCUAUUUGAGUAAAUAAACCCGUCACCCAAGAAAGUGAAGUCAGUGGAGGAGCCUCUACGGAAAGUCAUGCGUCUCCCAGGUAUGGAUGACGUGGCACACAAAGUGUUAAUGAAUCUUAUUGAAUUUCAUAUUAUAAACGCAGAGAAAAUCGCGUUUAUAAUAUAACGUGUAACCUUAUGUAAUACGCGUCAGGAAAGGAACAGGAAAAAAACAUGGACACAAAGAAUGUGCCAAUUAUAUCUUUAGCUAUAAAUAUGUCAUUUCGAGUUAAGCCUUAUUCUGGAAAAAUGUUGUUUGUUUAUCUGCUGUAGAUAGUGUAUUCCCGGAAAUAACUAAAAUGAAAAUUUAUGUCAUUAUUGAUACAAGUUGCAUUAAUUGUGCAAUGCAUUAUGUAAGUUUUUUUUGUGCAACUCAUGCUGAUAUUUUAUCAUGCUGCUACUUGUUUUUAUUUGUUAACCAUAAACGUGGUGGCUACAUUAGAGAUUGACGCAAGAAAGUGUUAAAUGCGUUAACAUAAUGCCCAACGCGAUUUCGACGGUGGAUCCGAAGGAGAUCGAACAUCACUCUAGCUUGAAGAAUUUCUGGUGGAAUGAGAACGGAGAAGUAAAGCCACUUCACACAUUUAAUCCCGUCAGACUAGAAUUCGUUAGAAAAGGGUUGGCCGAUAUCGGUUUCGAAUCACGGGAUCCAACUCUUCCGCUGAGCGGAAUCAAAAUCGCGGAUGUUGGCUGUGGCGGUGGUAUAUUGACCGAAUAUCUGGCUAGAGCAGGAGCGCAGGUGACUGGGAUUGAUGCAGCUACAGAGUUGAUUGACGUUGCUAAAGAACAUGUGAAAUUGGAUCCUAACAUAUCGGAUCGCGUUACUUACUUCUGCACAACUAUAGAAGAGUUUUCUCAGAAUAACGAGGACUCAUACGACGCCCUUAUAGCUUCCGAGGUUGUGGAACACGUGGCAGAUCCUGAGUUGUUCCUAAAAGAAUGCGUAAAGGUCGUAAAGCCCGGCGGAUCAAUCUUCGUUACGACAAUAAAUAAAACUCUGGCGGCUUGGUUGGGUGCUAUUAUAAUCGUGGAAUAUAUCUGCAAAUGUGUGCCUUGUGGCACUCAUCAGUGGAGUAAGUUUAUCGCUCCUGAAGAAAUUCAACACAUUUUAGAUAAAUAUGACUGCAAAACAGAAUUAAUUGAUGGUAUAUUCUUCAAUCCUCUGUCGUAUCAGUGGUCUUUCUCCUCGUAUAAAGGGAUUUUUUAUGCACUUCAUGCAGUUAAGCAAAAGAAGAUUGACGCAUAAUUAUAAUAAAUCGAUUGACAACUAUGGCUACUCUUGUUUGUGUCAGGAACUUUAGUGUGCAUGUGCGUGCACUAAGGACGCAUUGUUAUAUAAAAAGUACAUAUUAAACUUACUCCGGCUUUAUAACUCGAGAUGGUAUAUCUAAUGUAUAUGUUUAUAACAAUAAAUAAGUAGUAAUAAAAAAAGGUGAAAGGAUGUAUACAACUGUCAUAUUGUAUGAAAACAAUGCGUUUUAUUGUAACAAACUUAUUUUUAUUCCGAAUAAAAAAUUUAAACU